AGUUCAUUAAAAAAAAAUAAAAUAUUUCAGAUUAUAUCACAUGUACCAGAGUAGAUGGGGCCAAGCUGCACUGUACAUCAUAAUUAUACUUCAUGUCUCCUUGGCUUUGUUUGAGAAGCCAGCAGUAUAUGGUUUAGAAAUGUCAUAUUGGGCCUCCAUGACCAUAGAAGUAGGUAUCAUCUGCUGCUACCUAUUUCGACUUGCACAUAUAAAUCUUUUCACUCCCGUCGUCAGGUUUGGUUGACACUAAGAAUAUACUUAUCUUGGUACUCAGUGGGCUUACUUUCUUAGACAUGGUAAUAUAUAUUGGACUAGUAGAAAAUGACAUCUUUGCAGUACGGUGGUCGAGACCCCUGAGACCUCUCUUUGCUGUGAAUUUCCCAGAGAUGAAGCAAAUCAGGCGAUCAUUCCGGAACAUGCGAAGAACUCUACCAGAUGUAGUCAACGUUCUUGUUCUCUUCUUCUUCAGUUUGGCCAUAUUUGCCCUAAUGGCCUACAAGCUCUUUGGUGAUAGAGGCCUUUCUUGGGUAGAUGGUAGACCCUACUUCGCCACUUACUGGGACAGCAUCUUUGACCUGUAUGUGUUGGUCACCACGGCCAACAACCCUGAUGUUAUGAUGCCAGCAUUUGAUGCAUCUCCAUACUAUGUUAUUUUCUUUGUUGCAUUUUUGAUAAUCUGCUUUUUUGUGUAUAUGAACAUCAUCCUUGCUGUUAUCUACAAUAACUACAGAAAACACCUCAAGAAUGAAGUUAAAAAAUCAGUGUUCAGUAAGAGGCAACAACUACGUAAAGCAUAUGACAUCCUCUCGGUAAAAGUUUCAUCAAAGUUUGACUUUUUUGUGAUUGGUGCAGCUUUCAUUAUGGCCAUUGUAGAGGAAAUUAAGGCUGAUGAUGAUGAUAGUCGUCUUGCACUGGAUGUAUUGCUAGUGUUAAGAGUACUGCGGCUUGUCAAGAUCAUUGGAAGCAUUGACCGUUUUAAAGUCAUUGUACACACUAUCAGCAAGAUAGGUCCAUCUCUCUUAACAUAUGGAGGAGUGCUUUUGGUAUUUUACUACAUAUUUGCCAUGAUUGGGAUGGAAUCAUUCCAAGGUCUGGUAAAAUAUACUGGAUAUGACAUAGAAAGUGGGUCUGAGCUCUUCUGCAGCAAUGAGAAACUAGAAAAGACAGACUUUUGGCGUGACCACUACUGUAAUAACAACUUCAAUGAUGUAGUUCAUGCAUUCAUUGUUCUCUUUGAGCUCACUGUUGUCAACCAGUGGCAUGUUAUUGCUUAUGGCUAUGCUGCUGUGACAAAUGCAUGGGCACGCUUGUUCUUCAUGCUGUUUCAUCUUAUUUGCGUUAUCAUUGUGCUAAACAUCUUCACGGCAUUGUCUGAACUUGAUCCAUUAUGA
Messenger RNA from Penaeus monodon (black tiger shrimp), 1391 nucleotides. RefSeq names its product two pore calcium channel protein 1-like. Gene Ontology annotation, cellular component: membrane. NCBI's taxonomy places the organism in Eukaryota, Metazoa, Arthropoda, Malacostraca, Decapoda, Penaeidae. Gene Ontology annotation, biological process: monoatomic ion transport; transmembrane transport. Gene Ontology annotation, molecular function: monoatomic ion channel activity. The record is from RefSeq and is a predicted model, not a curated record.